Molecule: messenger RNA, 4161 nt
Organism: Microcebus murinus (gray mouse lemur)
Lineage: Eukaryota; Metazoa; Chordata; Mammalia; Primates; Cheirogaleidae
Source: RefSeq, a predicted model, not a curated record
GGGGGUGUGGUGGGGGGCGUGGGUGGUCCCCUCCCGCGUCGACCCGCUGGCAGCCUGUCCCCCAGACCCUGGCAGCCCGGCGAGGAGGACGCGACGCGAUCGGAUCCCGUCCCUGAGAAAGAAACAGUCCCCACAGAAGAAUUCAGGACGUUUCUGAUGGUCAAUAUCUGAGUAGCUACGAAAGAAUGUGACUCUUCUUCAGCUAGAGGACUCUUCUUUGGUGGGAAGGAUAGAAUAUCCUGAGGACCUCUGCUGUAUGGGCAGGCUGGCAUAGGUGAUGAACCAGGUAGAUCCAGAUUUGUUCCUUUCUAGAUUCCUGUCGAGAUCUGUAGGUAGCUGUUCACUUGGAAGUUAAUUAAGAAUAAGAAGGAGAACGAAAAUUAUUCAUUUGGAUCCAAGGUCUGCCUGUGAGUCAGCUAUAGGGCUUAUCGACACUGGAAGCAAGAAAGGAGGAAAAAAUUGUGCCGGAUCAGUGCAGGUCCAUUUCCAGGGUUGGCUGUGGUAGCUUUGGAUUGACAGAAGACCAUCACCUUCAACAGCACUUGGGAACCAUCAUCCUCCCCAGCGUGAGCCUGCCUCUGCCCUCUGUCCAUAUCAUUCACAGAGACAGUGUGUUUGGAAAGGGGACUGUAUAACUACUGUACUGACAAUUGACUCUAACUCUUGCUACCAAAUUUAUCCCUGACCCAGUGGAAGAAGAUUAAGAUAUCAACCUGGGGCAUAUUUGACAACCAAGGCCAAGACUGGACAGGGCCAUAUAACUGGGCUUCAACCAUGACCGGGGCUAAGAAUAAGACUAAAGCCAAGACCAAAACUGAAAAAAAGGCUGGUGUACAGGCUAAAGCUGGAACAGAGAAGGAGGCUACGCCUGUAGUCAGGCCUGUAGCCAAGACCCGGGUCAAAGCAAAAUCUAAGGCAGGGUCUAAGACAGAGGCAGUGACAGAGAUGAAGGCAGUGCCUAAGAACAAGGUCGCUGCUGAGGUAAAGGGAGGAGCCCUGUCAGAGCCUAAGACUGUGGUCAAAGCCAUGGCAGAUGUCAGUCUCAAGGCUGAGAAUGAGGCUACCAGCUCCACAUGUAAAACUGAGGUUUGUAUUGAUGCCUGGUUCUGGACUGGGGAAGAGGCCAGUAUCAAUUCCUGGUUCUGGAAGGGAGAAGAGGCUGCUAAUCGUUCCAGUGCUAAGAGUGAAAAUAAAGGCAAUUCUGUUGCCCAGGUCUGUGCAGGAGAGUUGGAACCUGUACCUGGGCCCAGCUAUAAGUCUAGGUCAGGGGCUGAGGAGGAGGAGGAAGAAAACGUUAUUGGGAACUGGUUUUGGGAAGGAGAUGAUACCAGUUUUGACCUUAAUCCUCAACCUGUCUACAGGAUAGUUAGGCCUCAGCCUGUGGAUGAAAUUAAUGAAAAAAAUAGGCCCAAGGACUGGUCUGAGGUAACUAUCUGGCCCAAUGCCCCUGCUGUAAUUCCAGCAGUAUUAGGAUAUAGAUCCCAGGUCCCAUCUGAGACAAAGCCUCCUUCAUAUAUUGUUCUGGCCUCAGCUGAGGAAAAUGCUCAUUCUUUGCCUGAACCUACAGCUUGCUCUUCCAGGAGCACUAACUUAUCCGCACAGCCUACCCCUGAGUGCCCAUUUGGUUCUGACCCUUGCAUCCAGACCAUAGAUGAGAUUAGACGCCAAAUCAAGAUCAGGGAGGCAAAUGGGAUUAAGCCAUUUGCUUGUCCUUGCAAAAUGGAAUGCUACAUGGAUUCUCAGCAAUUUGAAAAACUUGUUGGCAUACUUGAGUCAACUACUGAUCCUCUCAUUCAUAAAGUAGCACAGAUUGCAAUGGGUAUCCAUAAGGUUCAUCCAUUUGCCCAAGAAUUUAUUAAUGAAGUUGGUGUAGUGACACUUAUUGAAAGCUUGCUCAGUUUUCCUUCCCCUGACGUGAGAAAAAAGACUGUAAUUACUCUGAAUCCUCCUUCUGAGGAUGAAAGACAGCGCAAGCUUGAAUUACAUGUUAAGCAUAUGUGUAAGGAAACCAUGUCUUUUCCCUUGAACUCACCUGGACAGCAGUCUGGAUUAAAGAUACUAGGGCAACUGACUACUGAUUCUGUCCAUCACCACAUUGUUGCCAAUCACUUUUCAGAGCUUUUCAAUUUGCUUUCCAUUGGAAAUCGUAAAACCAGAAAUCUUGUUUUGAAAUUACUUGUGAAUUUGUCUGAAAAUCCAACUGCGGCCAGAGAUAUGAUCAAUAUGGAGGGAUUGACAGCAUUAAAACUCAUCUUUAACCAGCAAGAAGCGAAAGCCAAUCUUGUUAGUGCUGUGGCCAUAUUUAUUAACAUAAAGGAGCAUAUCAGAAGGGGCUCAAUUGUAGUUGUCGAUCACUUGAGUUAUAAUACACUCAUGGCCAUUUUCCGAGAAGUUAAAGGGAUUAUCGAAGCAAUGUAAAAUGAUCCAGAGAUAAAAGAGAACAUUUUGAACCAUCUCCAGACUUGUAGCAAGCUGUACAUUCCCAAAGAGCCUUGUGUUAUGUUUUGGCUAUAACAGUGUACACAUCAUACAUUAUAUCUUUAACAUGAUAUUACCUGAGACAAACAAGGUUUGAACUAGACCAUUUUUGGGGUAUCAAAUAAAUAUUGCAUCUUGAGCUGAAAACAGUUGAUUUUUAUCUUGUCUAGGUAGGCAAAUUGUUAACAUUUUACUUGAGAAAAUCGUGAACCAUUUAUCAUAAGUAAGCAAAUUUGUUCACUAGUAUCUGCUUAGAUCCAUUUGUGGCUACAAAUGACAAAAAAGAAAAUAUCUUUGAAUUAAGGCAUAUAUACACAAAGGUAACUAACAGUACCUAGAGUAUAUAUGUGUGUGUGUGAGUGAUACAUACUCAUUGCCAAAUGUGCCCUCUCAGUACAUAAAGGAGGCAGGGGUUGCUGUAGGCUGUUUAAGAGGAAUUACUAUUUUUCCCCUAUUCCAGCCAUAUCAGACACUCAUUCUACAAAACAGAAAUGACCCAGAAUCUCAGACAAAAUGUACUGUUUGUUCCUUUUUUAUUUAGCUUCUAUGUUUGUAAUUCUUAAAUUGUUAGGCUAUUUCAUUUGCACCAAAGUCAUUUCACAGAGGAGAAGGGAGGAAACAUUUUGUGAGUGCCUGUUCUGUUUCAAGACACUUUGUUGGCACUAUAUUUUACAAGUUUUUUUUUUCUUCUUCUCACAGCAGGCAGUUGACAUAGCUAUUUUAUCUGACACCAGAGCCAGUCUCACCACACUCCCUCACUUUUUUAGUUGGUGGCCUUCAAAGCUCAAAGCUCAUAGACUGGUUUUAAUGGUUUAACUUUGUGGUGGAUGAUGUCCCUGCCUGGUGUUGCGUUUAUUACCUUCCUCAAAAUGCAUGUGUCUAUUAAGCAUUUGAGUAUACCUAGCUGGAGGUCAGGAGAAAAGUCUGAAAGAAUAUAUGAAUUUUAUCUGGCAGUGUCUGGGACAUAGUAGGUGCCCAAAACGUUGUUCAAUGAAUAAGAUGUAGAUUUGGAGUCAUCAGCAAGUGAAAUUUGUUAUAUAUCUGUCCUAUCCAUUUGUACUUUUUUUCAAAGAGCAAGAAUCAUUCUGUACAUUGUUUCAUACCCUGCAUUUAGAAAGGUAAUUGCUUUAUUCCUCCUCGUAAAAGCAUACCUUAAUAUUUUUUAACAUGUAUGAUUUAUUCUCCUGUGUGUCAUAGGAAAAGCCAAAGGGCUUUAUCUUUUAUUAGUAGGCAAGCCUGGACAUUUCUGCAGUUGUACCAGCUAAAACUGUGUGAAAUAAACUUAACUAGAGAAAUUUAGACCCAGAACUCCAGUUUCAACAACACAAAACAGGAAAGCUAAGAGAGAGGCUGCUGUCUCAACCUACAAGAUAGUAGUUUCUGAAAGUCUGUAUGGUCCAGAAAUCAUCCCCAGGACCUUUGGGCUAUGUCUGAGUUCUCUAAGACUCAUGGUAGGAAUUAUAGCCCCUGGUUUGAGCUGAAGAGAAAGUCUCUUAUGUGUGAAAAUAUGGCAUUAUAUGCUUUGAUAUUUUCAGAAAGUUAAGAAACUAAACAAGAUCAUUCUGUAAAUAUGUUUGUAACUUGCUCCCCCCUCCACUAACUUUAUUGUGAACAUCUUUCGAUGUUAAUAAAUAUGCCUCUGUAAUGUAUUUUUGAAUCACUUAAAUGUUUUUCCUGUGUUAA